Messenger RNA from Prorocentrum cordatum, 833 nucleotides. Lineage: Eukaryota; Dinophyceae; Prorocentrales; Prorocentraceae. The record is from the annotation of a GenBank genome assembly.
UGGACGUCCGAGCGAUGGCCAGGAGCGCACCCCACGAGAGGUCCAGGUACGAAAAUCUGUGUCGGAGUUUUUUGGCGUCCCCAGUGCGAUCGGGAGGCCAGCGGCAAGCGCUGCCCUCGCGCACGGCAUCGUCCUGCACAGAUUGUAUGUCCUCCCUUGUUCUUGCUCCGCCCGCCUCUUCGUCCUCCUAUCUCCCCUCUCUCUAUAUAUUUCCAUUUACUCUGUUUAGCUACCAUUGACCACUUGUGGCUUGAAGAGUCUUGAGAAGCAUUGACCAGUGAAGCUUGGCUCGCUGGGACCCGUGUUAUCGAUGUCGUUGCCUGGACAUGUACAUACAGAGACAUACGUUUUUGAAUGCGCAACCUCAGCUGGAUGGGUCUUUCUGCUGGCCUGUUGCCGAAUCGAACUGGCAGGGCGAUGCCCUGCCCGCAGGGCAGCGACGAGCAGAGGGCGAGGCCCCAGUCGGGCGACCGCUGCUGGCUUCACAAUUUUUUUGUUACUUGCGCGAGAAGGAGAAGCAAAAGCAGCAGCAGCAGCAGUGCAUAAGAGGCGCGGCCGGCGGCCGACGCCUGGCGCCCCGGCUUUGCGGGGCGCUCGCCCCGGCUUUGCGGACCGCUGCUGGCUUCACACUGGUGGAGCCCUUCGCCAAUUAAUUCUCUCAUUUUCAAGCCUUAAUUCCAUUUUCCCCUUGAGACAUCCUCGCAGCUCCGGGCUCAGAGGUCUCCUGACCCGAGGUGGUCGGGCCAGUCUCGCCUGCGACAUCUUCCUGUCUUUGGGUUCGGAGAUGCCCCGCACGAGGUGGUCCAUCCAAUUCCGUCUGAGACCUUCUCGCA